AUGCAAAACGAAGAAGAAGUCUCUCUUGAGAAACAUGCCAUAAAGCUAGUAGAUGGUGCGGUGCCCGUUAAGGACAAACAUUACUCGCUACCACACGCAGUACAGGAAAUUGUGUACAAGGAAAUUGAUAAUAUGCUCGCCCUCAAGGUGAUUGAGGAAAGUAAUGGACCGUCGAGUAAUAGAACCUCAGUAGUAAGGAAACCAGGGAAGAACAGAUUCUCCCUUGAUGCUCGAAAAGUGAAUGCUCUAACGAUGAAGGAUGCCUACUCCUUACGGAACAUAGAUCUGAUUUUAAGUAGAAUAGAUCAGACUUUCAUCAUCAGUAGUGUCGACCUGAAAUACGCCUUUUGGCAAAUUGAACUGGAGGUCGAUGCAAAACUAUACAGCCUUCACAGUUCCAGGUCGACCUCUAUACCAGUUCCGGGUAAUGCCGUUUGGGUUGUGCAACGCUGCCCAUCGGCUUUGCAGGCUGAUGGACAAGCUAAAUUCCUGUCAAAGGAAUUAGUCGGUGACCGAAAACGAGUGUCUGACGGCCGUAUUUGCAUUGAAGAGAUUCCGACCCUUCGUGGAGAUGAACCACGCUAA
Molecule: messenger RNA, 585 nt
Organism: Stomoxys calcitrans (stable fly)
Lineage: Eukaryota; Metazoa; Arthropoda; Insecta; Diptera; Muscidae
Exons: 2
Coding region: 1-585 (194 amino acids)
Source: RefSeq, a predicted model, not a curated record